AAAAGGGCAUUUCUAAAGGCAUCUCCAAAAUUUGCUUUAUAUAUUUAUUUAUAUUUCCAAAAGAACAACAAAAUGGUUUCAGAAAACCAGCUUCAAAGCCCAGUUAUUGGCAAGAAAUUAUCGUCCGUAGUGCCUGCCAAAAACAGAGGAGAAAACGAGGUUCAUGAACUGACAGAAAUGGACUUGGCGAUGAAGUUGCAUUACAUUAGAGGGUUAUAUUUCUUUGAGAGAAAUGCAGUUCAGGGUGUUUCGGUGAAAGAUUUGAAGGACGCCCUGUUCCCAUUGCUAGACAAUUACUUCACCACUGCGGGCAGAAUUCGGAGAUCCGAAACCGGCAGGCCGAUGACCAAGUGUAACGAUGCCGGUGUGAGAACUGUGGAAGCUUAUUGUGAGAAGACCAUUGAUGAAUGGUUGGCUACAAAGGGAGGCAGUUGUUUUUCUGAUGGUCUUUGCUAUAAUCAAGUCCUUGGUCCUGAUCUUUAUUUCUCUCCUCUUGUUUUCUUGCAGUUCACAUGGUUCAAGUGCGGAGGAUUGGCCGUGGGGCUCAGCUGGGCACACAUUCUUGGAGAUCCAUUUUCUGCUUCCAUCUUCAUCAACACAUGGGGCGAGAUCAUGGCUGAUCGCUUUCCACAAAUGAGCAUCCGCUAUGUGUCAAAAUCUCAGAAAUCCAAACUAUUAAAUUCAUUAAUUGUCAAAAAACCUUUUUCUAUGAAACAGAUCGACCCAGUCGGGGACCACUGGUUAAUUGCCAACUACUGCAAAAUGGAAACUCGUUCUUUCCAAAUCACAGGAAAAGAUCUCGACCGUCUCAUUUCAACCAUUUGUUAUGGUAACCAAACAACUCGGGCCUCACAUUUUGAUAUUCUCACUGCCAUAAUAUGGAAAUCCCUAUACAGGAUAAGGGAAAACUUGGGACCAACAAGAGUCACCAUUUGUACAAGUAAUAAGGAUGCCCAUAAGAGGGAAAAGGAAAUUCCAAACAAUGGAAUGAUGUUUAGCACUGUUGAAGCAGAUUUCUUGAAAGGAGUAGAAGUUGAUGUGUUGGAGUUGGCCAUUAUGAUUUCUGAGAAAAGGGUGGAUGAAAAUGAGAGGAUUGAAGAAAUGGCGGGGAGGGAAAAUGGAAAAUUGGACUUCAUUGUAUAUGGGGCAAAUUUAACAUUUGUGAAUUUGGAAGAGGCAGACAUUUAUGAGGUGGAAAUGAAGGGGAAAAAGCCAGUUUUUGCAAGUUAUAGCAUAGAAGGGAUUGGGGAUGAGGGAGUUGUUUUGGUGCUUCAGGGGCCAAAAUAUGGUGAAGAGGAAGGUUGCUGUGGAAGAACAAUUACUAUGGUUCUGCCCCAACAUGAACUUUCACUUAUUGAAAAUGAGCUCGGAACAUAUUGGAGUAGUAUUGGGCAAGACGCUAUGUAGGAGUCCAAGUUCGUUUUUUAACUAUAAUAAAUGCUACUUGCCAUCUGGUUUCUAAACUUUUCUUUGUUGGCAAAUUUAUUUUAAUACUCAAUAAUCAACGCAUGGUUCAUCUUUCUUUUAAA
Messenger RNA from Ziziphus jujuba (common jujube), 1529 nucleotides. RefSeq names its product protein ECERIFERUM 2. Lineage: Eukaryota; Viridiplantae; Streptophyta; Magnoliopsida; Rosales; Rhamnaceae. Gene Ontology annotation, molecular function: acyltransferase activity, transferring groups other than amino-acyl groups. The coding region runs from base 73 to 1407 and encodes 444 amino acids. The record is from RefSeq and is a predicted model, not a curated record. The transcript is spliced from 2 exons.